AUGGACUCUCCUGGGGGCAACGCCGCUCGCCAGCAGCGAGCCGAUUCGACCGGCUCGACCGGUUCCAGUGGCUCCAUGGGCCGUCGUAAGUCGUCCAGCCUUUUCUCCUCCCUGGAGCAGCAGAAGCGCUCCAACGAUCCCGAGCAGGUAGCUCGCCGGGCCAGCAUGCACGACCAAAAGCCGGCGCCGGGCAUGAUUGGCAAGUGGUGGAGCAGCUAUGUUCACGGAACGGGGCAGAAGUAA
Molecule: messenger RNA, 243 nt
Organism: Sporothrix schenckii 1099-18
Lineage: Eukaryota; Fungi; Ascomycota; Sordariomycetes; Ophiostomatales; Ophiostomataceae
Exons: 2
Coding region: 1-243 (80 amino acids)
Source: RefSeq, a predicted model, not a curated record